AGCAUUAGGCUCUCUCUCUUCGAUCUGCAAAAAAAAAAAAAAAGAAAAAAAAAAAUGGCAGCAGCAGCACCAGACCACUUGUUCAACCUUCGAAACAACUUCUACCUGGGAGCUUUCCAGGCAGCCAUCAACAACAGCGACGUUCCAAACCUCUCCCCAGACGACGCCGUAGAGCGCGACUCCCUCGUCUACCGCUCCUACAUCGCCCUCGGCAGCUACCAGCUCGUCGUUCACGAGAUCGACGCUUCUGCUCCCACUCCUCUUCAGGCCGUCAAAUUGCUCGCGCUCUACCUCUCUUCCCCCGAAAACAAGGAGUCGACGAUCUCGAGUUUGAAGGAGUGGUUGGCGGAUCCGGCGAUCGGGAGCAACCCCAUUCUGAGGUUGAUUGCUGGGAUCGUGUUUACGCAUGAGCAGGAUUACAAUGAGGCUCUUAAGCACACCAACGCUGGUGGCACUAUGGAACUGCAUGCCUUGAAUGUCCAGAUUUUCCUUAAAAUGCAUAGGUCAGAUUAUGCUGAGAGACAGCUUAGGGCCAUGCAGCAGAUUGAGGAGGACCACACACUAACUCAACUUGCUAAUGCAUGGUUAAAUUUGGCAGUGGGUGGUUCCAAGAUACAGGAAGCAUAUCUCAUCUUCCAAGAUUUCUCUGAGAAGUAUCAGAUGACAAGUUUGAUCCUGAAUGGGAAGGCUGUUUGCUGCAUGCACAUGGGAAACUUUGAUGAAGCUGAAACUCUGCUGCUUGAAGCACUAAACAAGGAUGCAAAGGAUCCAGAAACUCUAGCCAAUCUGGUUGUAUGCUGUCUUCAUCUUGGUAAAGCUUCUUCCCGGUUUCUCAGCCAGUUGAAACUUUCACACCCAGACCAUGUGCUUGUCAAACGUGCGUCAACCGCAGAGGAGAGCUUUGACCGGGCUGUUCAAUCAGUUGCUUGAUGAAUUCAUUUUAGGCAGAGAGGUGAAUUCUGUUACUAUAUAUAUGGUCCUUUCACCAUUCAUGACGGCUAUUCUCUAUUGGUUUUGUAAGCGACAGGAACAUAUAAAAUUGAAUGGAACAGAUUUAUUUCGCGACUGAGUUUGAAAUUCAUAGUAAUGUUUACCUGUCCUA
Messenger RNA from Quercus robur (English oak), 1102 nucleotides. Its product is annotated as coatomer subunit epsilon-1-like. The record is from RefSeq and is a predicted model, not a curated record. Gene Ontology annotation, biological process: intra-Golgi vesicle-mediated transport; retrograde vesicle-mediated transport, Golgi to endoplasmic reticulum; endoplasmic reticulum to Golgi vesicle-mediated transport. The transcript has 6 exons. Bases 55 to 930 code for a protein of 291 amino acids. Gene Ontology annotation, molecular function: structural molecule activity; protein binding. NCBI's taxonomy places the organism in Eukaryota, Viridiplantae, Streptophyta, Magnoliopsida, Fagales, Fagaceae. Gene Ontology annotation, cellular component: COPI vesicle coat.